This is a messenger RNA of Aplysia californica (California sea hare), 2584 nucleotides long. RefSeq names its product torsin-1A. The record is from RefSeq and is a predicted model, not a curated record. Lineage: Eukaryota; Metazoa; Mollusca; Gastropoda; Aplysiida; Aplysiidae. The coding region runs from base 266 to 1345 and encodes 359 amino acids. Gene Ontology annotation, molecular function: ATP hydrolysis activity; ATP binding. The transcript is spliced from 6 exons.
ACGGCGCCAUUUCCUGAAAAGUUGUUGUAGUAUUGUACUGCUAAACUGCUAUUUGAGAGACUGAUAUUUUUGAAUGAAAAAAGCCCGUCCGUAGAUCAGAUGUCAACAAAGUGUUUUGUCUUCAGCUGACUGCCAUUUGGGACCAUGGAACAAAGUUGAUGAUUCUGCACAAUGUUUCUGGGGAAAUUACUAGUUUAAUUUUUUUUAUUAACUGUAGGUUUAUAGGCAUUCUUUCUUUUAGUUGAUAGCUUCACACAAGUUUAGAAUGCUCAAGAGAACUUUUGUGCUGGGCCUUGUGCUCUUGGCUAGCACCCCAGGAAUUGCUUUUUCUGCUGGAAUAUCUGCUGGUUUUGCUGCCUUGGGCUCUUUGGCCUAUACCAGCUUCGAUGCACUGAGAUGCAAAAUAUUUGUGUGCUGCAAUGAUGUUUGGAUUCCUAGCAACAUAGAAGGCCUGUCUCGUGAGCUGGCUGAAAAGUUACAUGGUCAACACCUGGUUCAAAGAACUGUGAUUGGUCACGUCAAAGGACACAUGCGGACUAGCAACCCACCCAAGGCUCUUGUCCUGUCUUUCCAUGGUCUCACUGGAGUGGGAAAGAAUUUUGUGAGUCGCAUCAUCGCAGAGAACAUUUACAAAGGUGGUCUGCGCAGCCCUUUCGUGCAUCUCAUCUCGGCUACAAAAGAAUUUCCACAUGAAGGAAUGGUUGAAUUUUACAAGGCUCAGCUCAAGUCUUGGAUUGAAGGCAACAUGACAAGAUGUGGUCGGUCCAUGUUCAUAUUUGAUGAAGUGGACAAGCUGCCCCCUCUCUUACUGGAUGUGAUCAAGCCGUACAUGGAUUACUAUGAUGAACUUGGUGGCGUCAACUACCGCAGAGGCAUAUUUUUGUUUUUGAGUAACUCUGGAGGUUCAGCUAUCGCUCAAACCGUGCUGGAUCACUGGCAGUCUGGGAAGAAAAGAGUGAGCCUGGAGUUAUCAGAAGUUGAGGGAAAGGUUACACGUGCAGCCGUUAACUCUGACAGUCAUCAGGGCCUGUGGCACAGCCAACUUAUCAGCAAUCAUCUGAUAACCGCCUUCAUUCCAUUCCUACCCCUUGAAAAGUCGCACGUGAAGAAGUGUAUAACUGACGCUCUCAUCGACCGAAAAUACUUCAAGAAAAGACACACCAUUCCCUCGGAGGUCAUAGACAGCGUGCUUAAAGAGUUGACCUUCACACCUACCACUGAGCAGAUCUUUUCUUCAACUGGUUGCAAAAGGGUCUCUGAAAAGGUCGACUAUGUCAUGAUGGACAGGGAGGUUGUAGGGAAAGAAUCCUGGAAUAUGCCUGGUGGAAGGAAGGAUGAGAUGUAGCUGUUAUGUAAGAGUGUGUUGUGUUCAACUUUUUUGAUGAUCAGAUGUGUUUGUCUUUCUAAGUUACAACAAGCCCACUCAUGUGCUCUCACAUACACAUAUGUGUUCUUUCACACAUAUUCAUAAACACACAUCAACACACUUCCUCACACACAAACACCUGCACACUAUUUACAUACACACACACAUGCACUCACACACACACACACACACACACAUAUUUACACAGGUGCUUGCACUGCCUCACUCAUGCACAAAAAUAAAUGUAACACACACUGACAAAUGCAUACACACACCCUCUCUCAAUGUUACACUCCCUUCUUACAAUGAUCCAGUUCCACGUGACAGAUCUGUGGAACUAUUUAGUUCCCCCUCCACAUUAUAUUCCUCUUUUUCUCAAGACAUUUUUGUGAUGAGAAAAUACUAGUCUCAGCUUUCUGGGGCUACCAAACUAUGUUGAUAAAAAUGUUGCGUGUUAAAGCAGGAAUUUUACUGCCAUUUUAUGUUGAAUUUACACUCCCAUGUUUUAUUACUCUUUGUAUGUUUUUGUUUUUUUCUCAUGUUUCUGUGGUGCUCUUGUGUUGUCUCGUGCUCCCUAAGAACUUUGCUUUCUUUUUCUGUUUUCAUUUGUGUGCUAGCUUUGUAGGAGAAGGUGAAGGUAUAAAACAGAUAUUUGGUGCUGAUCUGUCAAAUCAGAGUGUAAGGUUUAUGACAAUGGUCUUCAUCUUAUAUCUUCUCUCUCUAUCUCCAUUCCUCCCUCCCUCUUUGUGUUUAUCCCUGUCUCUCUUUUUUUUUCUUCUCACUCUCUCUCUCUGGAACAUGUGACUAAUUAUAAUGAAGCUAGUGAGUGUGAGAAAAUUCAGAUGGCUAUAAAUCAAAAUGCGAGAAAAAGUUGCAAAGCUCUACAAUCUGCUGCAUCAUCUUGUGUCUCUUUAGGUGUGGUAUUUUUGCUUUCAGUGCUACCUCCUUCUCUUUUGUCUUGAGACUGGUCGUAGCUGCAAUCUCUUGCCGUCUGUUCCCUUAUUCUAACUGAUCAAUGUUAUUAAAGUCAAGUCUUUAAGGCAGGCAUAUAUAUGUAUGUGUACUGUAUAUCAGGUUUUUUUCUCCUUUGGACUUGAUGAAUACGUUAUUUUUGCGCUUUAUAAGGAAAUUUGCGAAUUGCAUAAAGGAGUGCUACUGCAUUGCAAUAUAUGACAGUGGGUGACUCAACGUUCAUGAAAAUCGGAAUAGGCAAAACAC